Molecule: messenger RNA, 2595 nt
Organism: Suricata suricatta (meerkat)
Lineage: Eukaryota; Metazoa; Chordata; Mammalia; Carnivora; Herpestidae
Gene: PCDHB1
Product: protocadherin beta 1
Exons: 2
Coding region: 1-2595 (864 amino acids)
Biological process (GO): homophilic cell-cell adhesion
Cellular component (GO): plasma membrane
Molecular function (GO): calcium ion binding
Source: RefSeq, a predicted model, not a curated record
AUGGGCACAGAGACCAUGGGCAGAAAGAGCUGCCUUUUUGACUCUCCCUUGAGCUCUGGGCAGACAGUAUGGAAUAUGCAAGGUAGCUUGCUUCCUCCUCGCUGUUUGCUGGUUGCUGUAGCAGCCCCAGCCGGCUCCCAGACUGCCGUUGGGCACAGAAAAGUGAUGCAGAGCAGGCAAGUAGGGUCUCUUCUCUUUUUUGUGUGCAUAUCUAUGGGAGGUGCUGCGACCAUCCGCUAUUCAGUGGCAGAAGAGAUGGAGAGCGGUUCUUUUGUGGCUAAUGUGGCUAAGGACCUGGGGCUGGAGGUAGGGAAGCUGGCUGCGCGUGGGGCGCGGCUGGUUUCCGAGGGCAACAAAGUGCACUUCCGGCUCCACCGCAAGACAGGGGAUUUGUUCGUGAAGGAGAAACUGGAUAGGGAGUCACUCUGUGGCAAAGCUGACCCGUGUGUUCUGCAUUUUGAAAUAGUUCUGGUGGAGCCGCUGCAGUCCUUUCGAGUUGAGGUCAGAGUAUUUGAUAUCAAUGACAAUGCCCCGAUUUUCCUAAACAAGGAGCCGCUUUUAAAGAUUCCGGAGAGCACCCCCUUGGGUUCACGUUUUCCUUUGCAGAGUGCCCAGGAUCUGGACGUGGGUCUCAAUGGUCUCCAAAACUACACCUUGAGCCCCAAUGCGUAUUUCCACCUGCAUACCCGCUUUCGCAGCCAUGGGCCCAAAUAUGCUGAGCUGGUGCUGGAUAAACCCCUGGACAGAGAGGAGCAGCCUGAAGUCAACUUGACAAUUACAGCGGUGGAUGGUGGGUCCCCAGCCAAGUCUGGCACCGCCCACAUCCGCGUGGAGGUUCUGGACGUCAAUGACCACGUGCCUCAGUUUUCCAGACUGGUAUACCGCGCUCAGGUACCAGAAAACAGUGCCAAUGGUUCUUUGGUGGUCACUGUGAGUGCCACAGACCUGGACGAGGGCUCCAACAAGGAAAUAACUUACUCUUUAGCUCAAAACCCAGAAACAAUUCUCCAGACAUUUCAGAUUGACGCUCAGACCGGGGACGUUCGACUAAGAGGACCGCUAGAUUUUGAAGCAAUUGAAACAUACGAUAUUGACAUUCAAGCCACCGACGGAGGGGGUCUCUCUGCCCACAGCAAAGUCCUGGUGGAAGUGGUGGAUGUUAAUGACAAUCCUCCUGAAGUGACCGUCUCCUCUGUGUCCAGCCCUCUCCCUGAGGACUCCCCACUACAGACUGUAGUGGCCCUUUUCUCUAUUCGAGAUCGGGACAUUCAAGUGGGAGGAAAAAUCAUCUGCUUCCUCAGAGAGGACCUUCCCUUUGCAGUCAAACCUACUUUUCGGAAUUCUUACUCUCUGGUUACUGACAGAGUCUUGGAUCGGGAAGAGGUCUCGGGCUACAAUAUCACCGUUGUUGCCAAGGAUACUGGGCCACCCAGUCUAUUCACAGAAACUGUGAUUGAGGUACUUAUAUCUGACAUUAAUGACAACCCCCCAAUAUUUCAGGAAGACUCAUACAUUUUGACUGUUCGAGAAAACAACAGCCCUGCAAUUUUUAUUGGCAAAGUUCAUGCUGAGGAUCUGGAUUUGGGUGAGAAUGCCCAAGUAACAUAUACUCUGCUUCCUCCAGAAAGUGGAGAUUUAUCAGUCUUUGCUUAUAUCUCUAUAAAUUCAGACAAUGGGAAGCUCUAUGCACUGAGAACCAUGGAUUAUGAGGCCAUUCAAAAAUUUCAGUUUGUGGUAAAGGCAACUGAUCGGGGCUUCCUAUCACUGAGUAGCCAGGUUACUGUCAGAGUAGUUGUUCUGGAUGACAAUGACAACCGCCCAAUGAUCUUGUACCCCCUGCAGAAUGGCACCUUGCCCUGCAAUGACCUGGUGCCCAGGUCUGCAGAGGCAGGCUACCUGGUGACCAAGGUAGUGGCUGUGGAUGGUGACUCAGGUCAGAAUUCUUGGCUUUCAUAUCAUCUCCUUAAGGCCACUGACCCUGGGUUAUUCUCUGUUCAACAACAAAAUGGGGAAAUCCGUACACUGAGGCAGAUAGCUGAGAGAGACCCCAUGAUUCAGAAACUCAUCAUUCUUGUUAAGGAUCAUGGCCAACCAGCUCUUUCCACUACUGCCUCACUCAACAUUUUGCUGGUAGAUGGUUUUUCUGAGCCCUAUCUGCAGUUCCGGGAUCCAGCCAAGCAUCCUACAAGGGUAAACCCAUCCACAAAAUAUUUGGUCAUUUCUCUGGCUGUGCUUUCCUUUCUCUUUCUCUUCUCUGUCACAGUGAUCUUUGUUAUACACCUCUACCAGAAGGUUAAAUAUAGAGAAAAGUUCACAGUUCAAGAGCAUUUCUAUGACUGUAAUUUCCCUAACAACCUGGUACAAGGAGGAGCCAAUGGAUCUUCAUCUCAGCUGAGUGCCUAUGAAAUGUGCACGGCCACUGGCACUGGCAAUAGUGAGUUUCGGUUUCUUAAGCGCUUUAUGCCCAACUUCCCCUUCCCGCAUGGCACUGGAGAGGCAAAAACAGAGGCUGGUUCCAGUUUACCACCAGAUUCUGAUAGGAAUAGGUCUCGGAGGUUAGAGGGCCAUGGCCAAGUACCUGAUGACUAUAUGUAG